Tetrahymena thermophila SB210 is the source of this 1719-nucleotide messenger RNA. Its product is annotated as acyl-CoA synthetase family (AMP-forming)/AMP-acid ligase family protein. Gene Ontology annotation, biological process: fatty acid metabolic process. Gene Ontology annotation, molecular function: medium-chain fatty acid-CoA ligase activity. The record is from RefSeq and is a predicted model, not a curated record. NCBI's taxonomy places the organism in Eukaryota, Ciliophora, Oligohymenophorea, Hymenostomatida, Tetrahymenidae. The transcript is spliced from 4 exons.
AUGAACAUAUAAGACUCCUAUACAAAGGGUGAUACAUCUUCUCAACUUUUGAACGUCAGUAUUGGCUAAAGGUUAGAAUAAAUUGCUCAAAAACUCCCUAACUAGCUUGCUUUUAUCUCCCAUUAUCAAGAAGUCUAAUUCACAUAUAUAGAGUUCUUUAAUAUUUGUCAGAAGCUAGGAGCUGCUUUGCUGAAAAUUGGCUUAUAAAAGGGAGACAGAGUAGGUAUUUAUUCUCCUAACAAUUACCAAUGGUGCAUAACUCAGUUUGCUGCUUCAAUGGCAGAUCUCAUUUUAGUUAAUAUCAACCCUGCCUAUUAAUAGCAUGAGCUUGAGUACUGUUUGAAUAAAGUUGGAUGUAAGGGACUGAUUAUGGCUUCUCACCAUCGCAAAAGCAAUUAUAUUAAAUUCAUCAACGAAUUAGCUCCUGAACUCUAAGAUUGCCAAUUUGGUGAGCUAAAUUCACGCAGACUUCCUUCUUUGAAAUAUGUAGUUAGAAUUGAUGACGAAUAAACUCCAGGCAUGAUUAACUUCUAAACAUUGAUAGAGAAAGUCAAUCAAGACGAUAUAAAUCAUUUACAAAAAGUAAUGGAACAAAUUAACCCUAACGAUCCUACUAAUAUUUAGUUCACAUCAGGUACCACAGGAUAUCCUAAAGGAGCUACUUUAACUCAUAAUAAUAUUCUUAAUAAUGGCUACUUCAUUGGAGAGAGACUAUCUUAUUCUCCUUAAGACAGAAUCUGUCUUUCAGUCCCUCUUUAUCACUGCUUCGGUAUGGUUUUGGGUAAUCUUGCAGCACUCAACUUUGGAGCUACUAUUGUUCUUCCUUCUGAAGGAUUUAACGCAUAAAAAGCUCUUGAAGCAGUGACAAAACACAAGUGCACUUCUCUCUAUGGAGUUCCCACUAUGUUUAUUGAAUACUUUAAAGAAUAUGACAAUAAUCCAGGAUUAUAUAAGGUCGACUCUCUCAGAAAGGGUAUUAUGGCUGGCGCUUUAUGUCCAUAACCUUUAAUGAAUAAAUUGAUUACAGAAUGGAAUAUCUAAAAUAUUCAAAUAUGCUAUGGUCAAACUGAAUGCUCACCAGUUGUAUUUUAAACAUUAGAAAAUGAUUCAGUUGAAGAUAAAUGUUCAACUGUAGGAACAAUCUUCCCUCACUGCGAAAUGAAGCUCAUUGAUAAUGAAGGUAAAAUAGUUCCUGUUGGCGAAAAAGGAGAAAUUUGCAUAAGAGGAUUUGGUGUUAUGCAAAAGUAUUGGGGCGAUAUCAAGGCCACAAGCGAAACUAUUAACGAAGAAGGAUGGCUUAAGACUGGUGACCUAGGACAAGUGGAUGUUAGAGGCUACUUAAAGAUUGUUGGUAGAAUAAAAGAAUUAAUAAUUAGAGGAGGAGAAAAUAUUUAUCCAAAGGAAAUAGAAGAGUAUUUAAGAAGACAUGAAAAAGUUUUAGAUGUCCAAGUUGUUGCCAUUCCUGAUGUAAAGUAUGGCGAAGAAACAUUUUGCUUGAUUAAGCUUAAAGAGGGAGUCACCUUAGAAUCUAAAGACAUAUAUCAUUUCUGCCAUGGAUAAAUAUCUCACUAUAAGAUCCCUAAGUAUGUAAAAUUCGUAGACUCAUUCCCUCAAACAGUAACUGGAAAAUACUAAAAAUUCAAAAUGGUAGAAGAAUUGGUAGAAGAAUAAAAAUAAAAUCCUGCAAUCUUCGAACAAUAUAAAAUUAGACACUAUUGA